Messenger RNA from Neohortaea acidophila, 1158 nucleotides. Its product is annotated as major facilitator superfamily domain-containing protein. Gene Ontology annotation, molecular function: transmembrane transporter activity. NCBI's taxonomy places the organism in Eukaryota, Fungi, Ascomycota, Dothideomycetes, Mycosphaerellales, Teratosphaeriaceae. The record is from RefSeq and is a predicted model, not a curated record. Gene Ontology annotation, biological process: transmembrane transport. Gene Ontology annotation, cellular component: fungal-type vacuole membrane. Bases 1 to 1158 code for a protein of 385 amino acids. The transcript is spliced from 3 exons.
AUGCUGUUCUUCAAUACCUGGGGUCUCUUGAACACAUUUGGUGUAUAUCAAACAUACUACGAAAGCGGGCAGUUAUGGACCGCCUCCAGUUCCGACAUCUCGUGGAUCGGAUCCAUCCAGGCCUUAAUGGUGCUUCUCGGCGGCUCGCUCUCUGGCCCUCUCUUUGACCGUGGCUACCUCAGAUCGCUCUUGGUUACCGGCACCUUUGGCAUCGUCUUUGGCCAUAUGAUGCUCUCGCUGACCCACAAGUACUGGGAAACGCUGCUGGCCCAAGGCUUUGUCAUCGGUCUUGGUGCCUCAUGUCUGUUCAUCCCCGCCGUCGCCAUCCUCCCCACCUACUUCUCCUCCAAGAUCGGUCUCGCCCUCGGGCUGGCGGCGUCGGGUAGCUCCAUGGGCGGCAUCAUCUAUCCCAUCAUGUUUUAUAAACUCAUCGACCAAGUGGGCUUUGGUUGGAGUGUGCGCAUCCUAGGCUUCACCACCCUGGCCACCUUGCUCCUACCCAUCUUCGUCAUGAAGAUCCGCGUCAGGCCACCAAAGCCAAGGAGCGUCGUCGACUGGACCGCUUUCACGGACUUCCCAUACAUGCUCUUCGUUGCGGGGACCGUCGUCGGCUUUGCCGGACUCUAUGUCGGCCUGUUCUACACCUCGUACUAUGGAGAAGCCACGCGCUACACCGAUACUAGCUUGUCCUUCUAUCUGGUCCCCAUCCUCAACGCUGGCUCCGUCUUUGGCCGGACGUUGCCAAACUGGCUAUCCGACAAGAUUGGCCCUUUCAAUGUCAUUGCUCCAGGCGCGCUAUGCGUCGGCAUCGUCACCCUCUGCUACAACGCAGUCUCCAACGCCGGGGGCCUCGUAGUCCUCGCCCUGCUCUUCGGCUUCUUCUCGGGCAUCUUCAUCGCCAUGCCCCCGGUCCUGUUCGUCGCCCUGACAAAAGACAAGUCCAAAAUUGGCACGCGCAUCGGCAUGGGGUUCGCCAUGCUUGGUAUCGGAGUGCUUGCCGGAGGCCCGGGAGGUGGUGGAAUUCUUGGAUCAAACGAGCACGACUUACAUUUCACCGGGGUCUGGAUCUACGCUGGCGUCACCUUUAUCGCAGCAUCGGCCGUUUUCUUUGCACUGAGAAUCAUGCGAGGAGGGUGGAAGUUGCGAGUGAAGGUGUGA